Messenger RNA from Onychostoma macrolepis, 4464 nucleotides. It is a transcript of the gene slc20a1b, whose product is annotated as solute carrier family 20 member 1b. The record is from RefSeq and is a predicted model, not a curated record. Gene Ontology annotation, biological process: phosphate ion transmembrane transport. Gene Ontology annotation, cellular component: membrane. Gene Ontology annotation, molecular function: phosphate transmembrane transporter activity. Bases 708 to 2696 code for a protein of 662 amino acids. The transcript is spliced from 11 exons. Lineage: Eukaryota; Metazoa; Chordata; Actinopteri; Cypriniformes; Cyprinidae.
CCCUCGCAGUCGGAUGAUAUAUGUCUUGCGUGGACAAGCAGGAACUCAUCAUCUGGAGCCGGCUCAAAGCGGUUUAUUGUGAUUUUUUCAUUGAUUUCAGAGCUGAAAACAACUAGCAGUGUCUUGUUUGUAGUCUUAAGCUUUGAAUUUACUUUAUUUAUCCGACGUUAGUGUUUAGGAAAGAGCGAGAGCUUACUGUCUUACCCCGCGCGCGCGGAAAGCGGCUACGGGAAGUUGACUGGGCGGGCUACAGUGUCAAAAAUAUCUAACGUUACAUCGACAUUUAUCGACGGUUUUCUUUGAGUGGAAUGAGCUACCAUUCACCCACCGUGUCUGUUGCACAAUGGAUGUCCGCUCUGUCUGCCUAAUUGCCCAAGCCAAAACAAACUGUAACAGAUCCAGUCUCUUCAGAGGAUAGCAAUAGGCCCUCACUCCACCCUCUCCCUUAACGUUACACAUCAGUUUAGAGCAGAGCAGUGCAGAUUCUCUCUAGUGUCUGGAUUGCUUUGAUUUGCUGGUUUAGCGAAGGGGCGAAGGUAGGUCUGAGGCAGAAAAAAGAUUUAGAAAAACUAUUACCUCAAUUAUCUGGGGAUUAAAAUAUCCAGUGUGCUGCUGCUUGAAUUAUUUAUACUUAUUUGGUUCUGUUCCCUGUAAGAUUGUGAAGUUUUUGUUUAUUUUCCGUAUAACUUGAAAACCAUCUACGCACAAUGGUGUCGACAACUCUGGCCACGGUAACGAUUUUGACCACCCUUGCCACUCAAGUGGCUCUGACAGAUUACCUAUGGCUCCUAAUCGUAGGCUUUAUCAUAGCCUUUGUCUUGGCCUUUUCGGUGGGUGCUAAUGACGUUGCCAACUCAUUUGGUACAGCAGUGGGAUCAGGUGUAGUUACCCUUAAGCAGGCCUGUAUUCUUGCUACUGUCUUUGAGACACUGGGCUCUGUGCUGCUUGGAGCCAGAGUCAGCGAGACCAUCCGCAGUGGCAUAAUCGACGUGAACAUGUACAAUGGCACAGAGCACGUGUUGAUGGCUGGAUCAGUCAGCGCUAUGUUUGGCUCUGCUGUUUGGCAGUUGUUUGCUUCUUUUCUGAAGCUUCCUAUUUCUGGCACCCAUUGCAUUGUGGGAGCUACCAUUGGCUUUUCACUGGUCGCCAAAGGUCAGCAGGGCGUCAAAUGGCUGGAGCUUCUUAGAAUUGUUGCUUCUUGGUUCCUUUCACCUGUCCUCUCUGGCAUCAUGUCUGCCGUUCUUUUCUACUUUGUUCGCAUGUUCAUCCUGCAAAAGAAAGAUCCAGUGCCCAAUGGUCUGAGGGCCCUGCCUUUCUUCUACGCUGUUACAAUGGGAAUCAACCUGUUCUCCAUCAUGUUUACUGGAGCACCGAUGCUGGGCUUUGAUGAACUGCCCUGGUGGGGAGUGCUGCUCACUUCCGUCGGCUUUGCCUUCGUCAUCGGUAUCAUCGUUUGGUUUGUUGUCUGCCCUCGGCUCAAGAAGAAGAUUGAAUGUAAAGUAAAGUCUUCCAGUCCCUCUGAGAGUCCUCUGAUGGAGAAGAGGGAGCUGCAUGAAGCUCACAGUCCCAUCCUGAAACCUGUCCCUGAGGAGUCCAGUGCCAUGCCCUCUCUCACCCCCUUGGCCCCUCCUCUUUCUGAGGAGCGCAGGGUCACCUUUGACAUUGGAGAUUCAGAUGACGCAGAUCAGAAGGACUGCAAAGAGUCAGAGACGGGCAGUGCAGCUCCGAAGACUGGCCAUGUUCAUUUCACCAACGGCCCCGCUCACAUUCCUAGCAAUGGUUACUCUCAGUACCACACAGUUCACAAGGACUCCGGCCUGUACAAGGACCUGCUGCACAAACUCCAUCUGGCAAAAGUGGGAGACUGCAUGGGGGAGGGUGGGGACCGGCCCAUCCGCCGCAACAACAGCUACACCUCCUACACCAUGGCCAUCAUCGGCAUGCACGGAGACUUCAAGCCCAAAGAAGGUGACUUCCGUGCUUCUGAAGAUGGAGACAAGGAAAAAGCCAACACUCAGGAGAGGAAGCGCAUCCGCAUGGACAGCUACACGAGUUACUGCAACGCAGUGGCAGAGAGUGGUGCACCUGAAGGUCUCGGUGAUGGUGAGGUUGCUUUGGAGAUUGCCAACGAUGAUGCUGGGAGCAGCCGUAGUUCUUUGGACGAGGAUAGAGCUGAUGCUGACAGACCUGAAGUGUCAAUGCUCUUCCAGUUCUUGCAAAUUCUCACUGCCUGUUUUGGUUCCUUUGCUCACGGAGGAAAUGAUGUCAGUAACGCAAUUGGUCCGCUGGUUGCCCUGUGGCUGGUCUAUGAGAGUGGGUCCGUUACAUCACAUGCACCAACUCCAAUCUGGUUGCUGCUGUAUGGAGGAGUGGGCAUCUGUGUCGGUUUGUGGGUCUGGGGCCGUAGAGUCAUCCAAACCAUGGGCAAGGACCUGACCCCCAUCACCCCGUCUAGUGGUUUCAGCAUUGAGCUCGCCUCAGCCGUCACUGUUGUGGUUGCUUCCAACAUUGGUCUUCCAGUUUCUACCACUCACUGCAAGGUCGGGUCAGUGGUGGCUGUUGGUUGGAUGCGCUCCAGAAAGGCAGUGGACUGGCGACUGUUCAGAAACAUCUUCAUGGCCUGGUUUGUCACUGUACCCAUUUCUGGCCUCAUCAGCGCGGCCAUCAUGGCCCUAUUCACCUACGUCAUUCUGUGAGGCCUUGAAAGUCCGCUCUGCCUCCCUCUCUGCUCACGAGGAGCCCCCACCUGCAACCAGGAUCCCCAGAGAGAGGUGGAGGGCAUAUCUCUACCUUCUCUGUCUCUCUCUACCUUUCUCCCCUCCGUCAUCCUCGUGAUGAGUGGGGAUGAAAAAGGCCCCUUUCGAUAGAGCCUGUGAUUCUUGGCUGCAUUAUUUUUAGCCUGUAUUGAUGAUUUGUGUGCAUUGCACCAGGUCACAUUCCAUAGGCCAGAGAAGAAAAUGUCUUCAAAACUAAAAUGGUUGCCAUUUAAAUUCCCUCUUGUACAUAUGUCAAAUCACCUUGUUUUUUAUGUAAUUAUGUACAGAACUAAAGGUUUUUUUUUUUUUUUUUAAAGGUAAAUGAUCAAUUACAAUGCAGUAUUAGCCUUCAUUUGACAUGCAUUUUUCAUUUUAGUUUCUCAGAGAAGUGGUGUUUUGAUGCGAAGAAUUCUGGGAAGAGGAAUUGAGUUGCAUUUUCCUUCUUAUGCAUUCAGUAUGUGUUCAUUUUCCACUUUUUCUCAAGCAGGCCUAACUAAACUCAAAUAGAGCCUUACGACACCCACAUUUUUAGCAGAGUCUUAUGAGGGUUGAUUAGCAAAGUAAAUUGGUUGCUCACAUCAUGUUCCUUAAUACAAUUUCAGUGUCCUUUUCCAGAUGUCUUUUAGUUCUUUUGUAGGUUACACUACAAAACAGGCCAUACAAAACAUAACAGUUGUUCUGUUAUCAUUCUUUUAGUCCUCUUUUGUUCAAUGGUUUGCAGAAUAUCAGAUUUGUUUUACACCACUGUAAUUGAGCUGUUAAUAUUUGCUCUGCUUUGCCCAGCGUCGAAUAACAACUAUAACGGACCCACUUCUGCUUGGAGAUGCAGUUAAACAUCUCAGCAGCAACUGCAAAGAUUCAAGCUUUUCCUUAAAGCACAGAAGCGCUCUGCUGUAGUUAGUAUGCUCUUGGCGACUCCCGUAAAUGCAGCGCGUCCCCAAAUGUUUGCUGUAGACAAUUGAACUCCAUACGGUGGAUUAUGGCCCAUUGUGCUCGGUUGCCAAGGGUCGCUGUUGUUGCAUACGGAUGAAGUGUUACUAGGAUACCCAAACUCUUAUUUUACCAGUGUAAUACUGGUCAGGGUUACUCCAGCGGCCGAAAGAUCAUAAGUUAAUUAUUAAAAAUAUCCCCCUGCCAAAAUGAAUUUGGCAAUCAUUUGUUUUUAGUCAAAAAAUAUAACCUGAUGAGCCUCUUCCCUUUUAGAGUAUUACAGUAAUGCUUUGCUGUGACGCUUGACAUCAGAAACAGUGAAUCAGACUCAAUGGAGUGAAGUUUAUGCUGGAUGUGAGACCAUUGGCGUUCCUGUAAAACUUGAUGGAUGGUGUAACUCAUCUGCUCCAGCCUUCAAAGACCUGCCUCUGUAGUUCUUUUGAGGAAUGUAUACCAAUACAAACAGUAUAUGUGUAUAUAUUUUACAAAGGGUUGCUAUCGUAUCCCCUACAGCAACACAAUUGACUUACCGUAUUUAUUAGAUAGGUGUGGGACAGUGGUGUUAAAUUAUGGUUUGGACUGAAGGCAGCAGUAACUUCAUCUGCACUGCUGUGAUUUGGUUAUAACUUAACACAUUCAGACCUUACAUAGUUGCUGUAGUUGCCUUAAGGAUGUAUCUCUUUGUUUUUUUUUUUUGUUUUAACCAAAGAGAAAAAAGGUGGAGUGUUUUGUUGUCCACUGGACUUUGGGGAUGAAAGAAUAAAUGUCUUUUCCAGUA